Molecule: messenger RNA, 3633 nt
Organism: Rhineura floridana
Lineage: Eukaryota; Metazoa; Chordata; Lepidosauria; Squamata; Rhineuridae
Gene: IL1R1
Product: interleukin 1 receptor type 1
Exons: 12
Coding region: 841-2481 (546 amino acids)
Biological process (GO): signal transduction; regulation of inflammatory response
Molecular function (GO): interleukin-1, type I, activating receptor activity
Source: RefSeq, a predicted model, not a curated record
UCUUUGUCUGAAUUGCUUCAUUUUCAAAUGACUCUGCAUUAGUGGAGGAGAAGGCAUAAGUAACUAUAAUUCAGUUCAAAGAAACCCCAUGGAGUUCAAGGGAACUGCUGGAGGAGUUGAGAGUUGGGACCCAGUCCGCGGUGCUGAUAUCUGGGGAGUCGUGGCCGCUUGUUGUGAGCUUGUCUUCUUCUGAACCAAGGCAAUCGCAACCCAGAUUCUGAUCAAGCGCGGCUUCUUCCCGCUCUCUGUGCCUCGACAGAGGCCAAGUGCCCCUGGCAUCAUCCCACAGAGUCCUCCGUCCGGCUCGCCAAAGUGUCCAAGAACGCGGGGGCGGGAUUUGGACUAACAGCGGUGGGCGGAGCUUCCCUCGGCGCUUUCUGCCUGGGGAGAGUGGCGGAGAAGCUGCUGGCGGUGUAAGUCCAGGUGAGGAGGAGGCGGCGUCGACGUGGAACGCGCGGUGUGGGUGAGGUCCCGGAGCGACUGUUGUGGAAUUAGUGUCCCCGGGCAGAGCGUACAGCUGACGGGCGGAACGAAGCCACGCAGAGUAUACGGGGUAGGAAUAGCCGGCGUUUUUCUCUUCUCCGGUGCAAGAGGAGAGCGCUCGUGGGAAAGAGUUUAGGCACAGCUAGUUCCCGGCACCGGAUGAGUCACUCUUUGGACCAAGACGCGCGGCCUCUCCUUGCCUGAGACGAGCGAUCUGCGUUGGGUGCGAGCGAGCCAGAAAGCAGCUUCUCAAUUGGGCGGAGAGCCUCCCAGUCCCCUUCUGUAUACGCGAAGUUUAUUUUGUGCCUUCAGAGGACAAGAUAUUGUCAGAUCCUAAUAAACUUCAAGAAGCUGAAGAUGAUCUCUGUGUUGCGGCUCACUUGUUGGAUCUGUCUUGUUUCUUCUUCGUUCAGUAUUUGUGUACGCUUGAAGACCUAUGUGCUUGUAGGAGAGCCUACAUCUAUCUGCUGUCCACUAACGAUGUUGGCUUCUAAACAAUCUAAUUACACUGUGACUUGGUACAGAAAUGGUAGCGAUAUACCAAUAACUACAAAUAACUACUCCAGGAUCCAUCAACAAGGAAACUGGCUUUGGUUUAUCCCUGCGAGGAUAGAAGAUUCAGGAGAUUAUGAAUGUGGUAUUCAAAAUUCAACAAGAGAUAGCAAUUCACUAACUGUUUUCAAGAAUGAUGAUGGGUUAUGUUAUAAUAAAAAGUAUGCAUAUCCACAACGGACACGAUUGUAUAGUAAUGGAAAGUUAACUUGUCCUGAUCUCCAGAAUUUUGAAAAUGGAAGGACUUCACUUGCUUUGCAUUGGUUCAAGGCAUGCACUCCUGGAUUACCUAACGAUGGUAGAUUUGAGCCUGUUAAGAACUUCCUUUUAAUUAAAAAUGUAACUCAGAAAGAUGAAGGAAUGUAUAUAUGCCAGGCAACAUGGAAAUAUAUGGGAAGACAAUAUAAUGUAUCGUGGGCCAUCAGUCUGACUCUUUUUGGUACUCGAGAGGAAAAAGCAUUAGACAUCAUUUAUCCAAAUAAUAAUUCAAUUGAAGUAGAACUUGGGUCCAGUGUUGUUAUGAACUGUAAUGCCUCAUCGGGUAGUUUCAGUGGUCCAGUUGUAGUUUGGACACUCAACGAUGAGGAUUUAGGAACAAUACGCACACCGUAUUUCAAUAAAUCACCUUCUGGAAAGCUUUGGAUAGUAGGAGAAAAGUUUAAUAUUUCUGAAGUGAAAGAUAAAGACUACAAAAAAUAUUUCUGCACUGUAUCAUCUUCUGAAGAUGUAAGAGUUGUGUACCUCAUGUUAAAACCUCCAGCUCUGCGCUUUCAGAGGUAUUUGAUUGGAGGUCUUGUUUCACCACUGCUAGUUAUACUGGCAGCUCUGCUCAUCUACAAGUUUUUCAAAGUUGACAUUGUGCUUUGGUAUAGGGAGUCCUGCCAGAUUCUUCUCAGCAAAGGAGUUUCAGAUGGGAAGCUCUAUGAUGCAUAUGUGUUAUAUCCCCAAAAUGUAACAAAUUGUGCAUAUUCAUCUAAUAUCUUUGUCCUGAAAGUACUGCCUGAAGUCCUAGAAAAACAGUGUGGCUAUAAGCUCUUUAUAUUUGGAAGGGAUGAUUUGCCAGGGCAAGCGGUGGUCAGUGUUGUUGAUGAAACCAUGAAACGAAGCAGAAGAGUGAUCAUUGUGUUAGUACCAGAUUCGUCCUGCUGCAGCACGCAGAGACCUACGUCUGAGCAUGCAAUUGCAGUGUACAGUGCUCUUACUCAGGACGGAAUUAAAGUCAUACUGAUAGAGCUGGAUAAAAUAAAAGACUAUAACAACAUGCCAGAAUCGAUCAAAUAUCUUAAAGAAAAAUAUGGAGUGCUUACGUGGAAAGGAGACUUUUCAGAGAAGUCUUUAGUGGCAACAACAAAGUUUUGGAAAAACGUAAGAUACCAAAUGCCAGCCAGCAAAAGUGCACCUUCCUCAGAGUUUCACUUGCUGCCAGUAAUUUUAAAGUCUUCUUAGAUAUUAGUAGGAUCAUAACAAGACCUCAUUUGUACUGUUCUCUUGAACCUGUGGUGCAAGAAUUCUGACAGAUGUGCUACAUACAUAACUCCAGAUAAGGUUGCUGUCCCCAGGAUCGCUUGGGAAGUCCCUUUUCUAACAGGAUGUGUUCAGCCAUGGGCCUUGCAAGUUUUGGAUCAGCUACCUGGACAAGUGGCUAAAAGUGGAUGGUUGAGCAGAAAAUUCCUUUACAAAGGAAAGAAGUGAAGAUGAAGGAAAGUAUGUUUUCCCAUACAGUAUAUGCAGACUUUAUAUUUAGUGGGGUUUUAAUCUGAAACCCAAGGGUUCAAUUGGGACAGCUAUUAUAGCUGCUUUACUUGUCCCCCCUUUAAAAUAUAAUUCAAUAUGCAAUGCAUAUUAUUGUGGUAUCUCCCAAGGAGAAAAACUGUAAGAGAACACCAUAUUAUUUAGUUGGAUCAUCUUAUCACUGAGCAGAUGCAAAGCAAAGAACGUGAAUGAUCUCUGAUUUGAUCCACUCUUUUAGUAAAUGGUAAUGCAGCAAUCCUUAAUGUGGCAAAAUCACAUGACUGACAUUAAGUGAAGUGAUUUGGUGGUGAUUUUUCUUGAGAAUGGAAUAUUUGCAUAAUGUUUCAAAGCAACUAAACAUUUGCAUACUCAUUAGCACUUUAGCUGUAUCCAUGCAAUAUAAAAUGUUUCACAUUGGGUAGUAUUCAAUGUAGCACUAAGUAGAUAGUUUUGUCAGUGCAAGGAAUUUUCCUUGCGCAACAGAAUAAUCUCUCCCUCUCCUCCCUCUGUCUGCCCACAAAAUUUGUUCUGGGGGUUCCACCAACCCUCUGGAGCAGAUUUGGGUAUGGAGUGGGACACACAAGGGGGGAGGAGACGGAGAGCCCUGUUGCACCAGCACUAACUCUAGCACUAGAGCAAAAAAUUAGUUGAAUAUCAACCAUUAUUUCUAGAGGUUACAUUCUCUAGUGUGGAAGCUCACAUUUCACUUUUUAAGGUUUGUCCAAAUAGUUAGGGCUAGGAAGUGUCUUUCAUAGAAGAUAACUCAUUGUCUUCGUAACAACUGUGUAAUUGUUCCUAUGGAUUAAAUACUUUUGUGUAAUUAUGUAAUAACUCAUUUAACUUGCACAAUAAACUUAUUCCUAUUAA